AUGUUUGCUAGCGCAGCAGAAGAGGCCCAAAGCCGGCUCCAUGUUGAGAUCAUUCCCGGAACCGAGAUUCUCACGGAUCUUGAAGACACACAUUUCAUUCGUGGUGGCCGACAAGGUGUUGUGCUUGUGCCACAGCCAACCUCAGACCCGCAUGAUCCUCUGAAUUGGAGUCCUUUCUGGAAGUAUGUCACGCUGCUCAACUGUUCACUAUAUAUGUUCCUCGGUAACUUUACCGCCUUGUCUAUCGCUCCGUUGACACCCAUCUACCUGGAAUACUUUGACACGACCCUGGCAAGAGUCGGGCUUCUGACUGGCGUUUGCGUCUUGACGCUUGGAUAUGCCAACUUCAUCCUGAUCCCAUUGGUUCGACUUUUUGGGCGUCGACCAGUGGCACUUGCUUGUAGUGCUCUUUUUCUCGGCUCAAAUGUGUGGCAAGCUCUCGCGACAUCAUACUCCUCCUUAAUGGGAGGUCGUGCCCUUAUCGGUAUUGCCGCCGCAACGAGCGAAAGCCUGAUGCCUGUCGUCAUUGCAGACCUUUUGUUUCUUCACGAGCGGGGCACUUGGAUGGGAAUCUACUUUUGGUCCUUUUUCAUGGGCGCCUGGGCAGGUCCCAUUGUCUCGGGGAAUAUUGCCGCAAAUCCGAACCUGGGCUGGAGGUGGUUCUUCUGGGUAUCAGCUAUAGCCCAAGGAGUGUUACUGAUUUCCAUGUACUUCUUCUUUCCUGAAACCAAGUACACAAGAGAGCCUUCAAUUGCCCACUAUCAGCACCACGAUGCAGAUAUUACAAGCCAAGGAGAGACAAGGACUGAUGAAAAGGAAAGUUCCGUCGGGACAGAAGAACACGUCGGGCCAACAGAGUUGUCCCCUGCGAUGGCACAUGUCUUUGGCCAGGGAUGGCCAAAUCAUACUCAAAGACUGGCAUUCAACCUUCGCCCUGACAGAGCCGAGUUGAAAUUCCUUCCUCGUGAUCUCAUUACCCCGAUUCAACUGGCUACAUAUCCAAUUGUUAUCUUCGGCUCAUGCUGUCUUGGUUUCGGCGCCAACUGUCUUCUAGUCCUAAACCUUCUCGAGUCACCUGGCUUUUCAGCUGAACCCUACUUCUUUAGUCCAUCAGCAGUCGGAUUUGUCAACUUUGCAUUGAUGGGAGGUGGUAUCUUCGGUCUCCUAACUGCAGGUCCCUUCUCGGAUUGGGUUUCAAUGAAACUUACCAUUCGGAACAACGGUAUCCGUGAGCCGGAGAUGAGACUCCCCGCUUUGAUCCCAUUCUGCAUCGUCGGCUUCGUCGGGCUCUUGGUGGCAGGUCUAGGCUGGCAAAAUAAGUGGCAAUGGCCUGUGAUUGUCGUGGUUGGUUUCGGGUUGAGCGGUGUGCUAGUCAUGGCAAUUCCCACAAUCGGACUAACCUAUGCGAUUGACAGCUACAAGCCAGUAGCAGGGCAGAUCGCAGUCGUGGGAACAGUGGUCAAAAAUACAUUUGGCUUUGGUAUGACAUAUUUCAUCAAUGACAUGGCAGAGCAGCAUGGCUAUUUGGUGCCAGUAAUGCUGUUGGCUGCGCUUGGUGUGGGCAUUCCAAUAUUGGGCGGGGUUCUGCUUUGGUUUUUCGGCAAAUCUUGCAGGCGCAGCACCAGGGACUCAAAAGUACACCAAUUUUAA
Messenger RNA from Exophiala aquamarina CBS 119918, 1650 nucleotides. RefSeq lists its product as uncharacterized. Bases 1 to 1650 code for a protein of 549 amino acids. NCBI's taxonomy places the organism in Eukaryota, Fungi, Ascomycota, Eurotiomycetes, Chaetothyriales, Herpotrichiellaceae. Gene Ontology annotation, molecular function: transmembrane transporter activity. The record is from RefSeq and is a predicted model, not a curated record. The transcript is spliced from 5 exons. Gene Ontology annotation, biological process: transmembrane transport.